Molecule: messenger RNA, 4562 nt
Organism: Ochlerotatus camptorhynchus
Lineage: Eukaryota; Metazoa; Arthropoda; Insecta; Diptera; Culicidae
Product: proton-coupled amino acid transporter-like protein CG1139
Exons: 5
Coding region: 881-2350 (489 amino acids)
Biological process (GO): amino acid transmembrane transport
Molecular function (GO): L-amino acid transmembrane transporter activity
Source: RefSeq, a predicted model, not a curated record
UCCACCACUGCUGCAUGUCGCAUUCGUUGUUUGGAGCUCGCAUUGGAUAUCAGAUCGGCCAUCAAGCAAGCAACGGGGAGGAUUAAGCUCUCGUGUGGACACAGAAUUUUGAGCAUCCAAAGUGCAAAAAAAUAGGCAAAAGUGAGUGAUUGUCCGCGAUUGUGUGUGAAUUGAAAUUUUUCGUCGUCGAUUGUGCGCUCCUCAACUGGGACGUCGGAUGUUUCGCGAAUUUUGGGUGGACAGUAGGAGAAUAAAACGCAGUUACGUAGUCUCCCAAGGCUGGUGCAUUUUUAUUAGAAUAGUGAAAAGGCGAAAACAGUAGGAGCGAUUGUGUAAACGUUUGUUGUGUAUGUGUUUCACACCACCAAGAAGAGGAGUGUGAUUGUGGUGACCGCAACAAAACAAAGCAAGAAUAGGGGACUGAGUAAUAAGCAAAAGAAAACGAAGUGAAAAGAGUGAUACCGAAUUUGCAUUGCUUCUGUUUCCCCGGAUACCUACUGCAGUGUGCCCGGGAGUUUUCAGUAGAUCAUCAGUGUUUGCUUCUUCCAUUGGAGCGUGAGCAGCGAAAAAAGGAAUGGAGGAUUUCACCCCGCUGAUCAAUCUACAGCAGAAUUGAACAAGACACUGGCAGGGAUUGCUUUCUUGUUUGCAAGUGCAAGUACUAUUAUCUUCCCCCGCAAAGAACGGAGUAAAAACUGGGUACAAGAUAAUUGCCUCGUUUAGCAAGAACCGACCGGCGUAGGAAAAGGAAAAGAAUCGGCGGAAGUAAUCCCAGAAAUCGUUAAUCUUCCACCAUCCAAUACAUAGUUUGGAAUUCCGUCAGUAGCGGUGGAACGGGGAAUCACUUUCGUGCAACAAUUGUGUCUUAGGUUCUCGAAGGAUGAAAAACGAACGAGAACCUCUGCUAAGCACCUCAGACAACUCGUUGGAAGUAACGCACAAUGAGCACCAGCACCUGCUAGCGCGGCCGGAUCUUCGCAGUUCCCCGGAAAAUAUGAUCGUUGAUGUCAACAACGACAACGACAGCCUCACGCAGUCAGCCACCAAAGAGGAUGCCACGUAUGGUUCGGCUAACGAAACGUACGACCCCUCGUUGCACCGAACGCUGGAACACCCCACCACCAAUGUGGACACGAUGAUCCACCUGCUGAAAGGAAACAUCGGAACCGGGAUCCUAGCGAUGCCGGAUGCAUUUAAGAAUGCCGGGUUGUAUGUGGGUUUGUUCGGAACGCUGUUGAUGGGCAUGAUCUGUACCCAUUGUAUGCACAUGUUGGUCAAGUGUUCGCACGAACUAUGCCGACGGUUGCAGGUCCCAUCGCUGAACUUUGCCGACGUUUGCUGCCGAUCGUUCGAGACGGGACCCAUUGGGCUACGGCGGUACUCCAAUUUGGCACGUAAUUUGGUCAACAUGUUCCUGGUUAUCACCCAGCUGGGCUUCUGCUGUGUGUAUUUCGUAUUCGUGGCUGUCAAUCUGCGGGAAGUGGUCGCACAUUACUUCUUCGAUCUGGAUGUGAGGGUCUACCUGCUGUUGAUGUUGGUUCCGAUGGUGCUACUGAAUCUGGUUAAGAACCUGAAGUUCCUGACUCCGGUUUCGCUGAUUGCGGCUUGCUUGACCGUAGCAGGUCUCACGUGUACGUUCUACUUCGUGCUGCAGGAUCUGCCGAACACGCACACCGUCAAAUCGUUCGCAUCGUGGGCCCAACUGCCGCUGUACUUUGGGACGGCCGUGUAUGCCUUUGAAGGAAUUGGUAUCGUGCUUCCGCUGGAGAACAACAUGAAGACUCCGGAGGACUUUGGCGGAUUGACAGGGGUGCUCAACACCGGAAUGGUGAUCGUUGCUUGCUUGUACACGGCCGUUGGUUUCUUCGGUUAUCUCAAGUACGGUGAAGAUGUACAGGGAAGCAUCACACUCAAUCUGCCAGGGGAUCAGUUCAUCGCCCAACUGGUCCGGAUCAUGAUGGCGCUGGCCAUUUUCUUCUCCUACGGGCUGCAGUUCUACGUGCCCAUCUCGAUCAUGAGUCCGUCGAUCAAACGGCGCCUCCAAUCCGAGCAGGCGCAACUCAUCGGUGAGUAUCUGCUGCGCGUGGGCAUGGUCGUAUUCACCUUCCUCCUCGCGGCCAUGAUUCCCAACUUGGGUGCGGUCAUUUCGCUAGUCGGCGCCGUCAGCAGCUCCACCCUGGCGCUGAUCUUCCCGCCGUUGAUCGAGAUCGUUACCUUCUGGCCGGACGGUCUCGGUAGGAACUAUUGGGUCCUGUGGAAGGACAUUGCCAUCAUGACAUUCGGCAUCUGUGGAUUCGUGUUCGGUACGUACACCAGUGUAGCACGGAUUAUCAAUCCGAACUUGAACUAAGGCGUCUAAGGUGUCGGACAAUGCGAACUUAUACGUUCUUGAGGGUUGAACGUAGAACGGAAAGAUUUCUAGAUUUUUGUUUUUUAAUGGCAAGGAAGAUUGUACAUUACACCUACAAAGUGAAACAAAUGAUAUAUUUAUACAAAUGAUUUAGGAAACAGGUGAAAAGUGAAACGUGGAAGAUCUUAAGCACCUACGGGUGUGUGAUUUGAUUAUAACAAAUUUUAGUUUUAGCCAUAUGAUAAUCGCUCUUAGGUUAAGAUUCGCAGGAGGCAAGCGUAUUCACGGAGGAAUGAGAAAGGUAUUAUACAAUUUACUGUGUAUAGUGUGUCGCGAAGAGAAGGUUUUGGGACGAGACGUCCACUGUGUAAUGAAUGAGUAAUUGUGGUGUAGAUUUGUGUUACUUUUGCGUGUUUCAAACCAAAUUUUUACACAUCACACACAUACAUACGAAGCGAUGGUGAAGUUAAUGUGAACUUGUGCGUUUCUUUAAUUUAGGCAUAGUGUGUAAGAUUAGCGUGAACGUAAAAUGUGCAUUUUUCCAAUGACUCGAUCCAGGUUAUGAAACUUACCGUAAAAUAUAAGUUAACGAACAUUUAUAUGCUCUGUGUUGUGGUUCGAGUUGGUUGGUUUCGGUUGAAUAGGGCAGUGUAGUUUGGCAAUCAAUCUUCUCAUAACUAGUUCCUGGAUUCAUCGUUUUUGUUUUUUACUUUAAAGAUAAGAUCUGCCAAAUGCUUGCAUUACUAUUUGAUUUUCCCCCAAGUACACCUCACUGAGCUUCUUCCUGAAGUUCCUCUUUACAGUUUCGACCACACUGUUCCACCAAGUCACCACCUAUUCAACCGAAUCAUUCGUACAAAGCAGACGGCACAAAAUCGUGUAAUCCUCCAGUUUGUCAUUCACGCAAAUUUUCAGUGCAAAACAUAAAUUCAAUCUGAUCAGUGAAAGUCAGAGUGAUAAUAAUCCUAGAUUGUGUAUGCUAAGGGAAAUAGCUCCAGUCGUCGUAACGACACGUUACUUAUCGAUAAACUUCUAGCAUGACAAUAAACUAAAUUAUAUCAGCAUUAGAUACGUUUAAGGUAUUUAGGAUAUAUAUGCAUUCGCCGUAAAGUGAAUACUGUAAGUCAACCAAUAACGCUUCUAUCCGAUCUACGUUGGUUAAGUUUCCAAAUCUAUCGUACUAUCUUCCACUGUUUUUCCUCUGUUAUCGUGCAUAAGUUGUUAGUAGGGAAAGCUUCUAUCGAGAGAAGACUGAAGCGGAAAAUCGAAACUAGGCAAACGAAUUCAUACACCAAGUGGGUGGUGUAGAGGGACAAAUCAUCAAAACGAAAUCAAAAACUAGAGAAUCUGUUAUUAUUAUUAUUAUUAUACCUUCUUAUCAUGAUUUAUUGCCUCCAUUGUUUGGUGACGCGAAGACAAUAAGCGACACGAUCGGAAUUCUACUGCGGUUUUCUGUUCGUCUAUCGAUCUAUCCUCUCCUGAUCUUGGAAGUCUAUUUACCUUUCUCUUGGAUCAUCUCGGUUGCCGUUUUGGAUUUGUGAUAUAGUUUAAACACUCAAGUAAGAAUCCAAACUAUAGCUAGUAGUCGUUCUUAUGUAGGCAAGAAAUAAAAAGCGGAAAGGAUCAUUCCACAUACGAAAGCAUGUAUUUAACAGGGUUGUUUACGGGUAAUGUCAUUGCUGAUCGUGUUUUUAUUUUAAAAUCGAAUCUAAAAAACCUCAAACAUCCAAAUGUGAAUUAAAGUUAGUUGGAAAGAUAGAUAAAGUCGACUAUGUGUGUCGGGAGCUUACGAACUCCAUUACCAAUGUUCGCUUUAUCUAUCCUUCCCACUCACUUUAAUCUACAUUUGGAUGUUUAAGGCUUUUUAGAUUUGACAUUACCGGUAAACAUCCCUAGUAUUAAUCCAUGAAACGAAGCUCAAAAAAGGGUGGGUGUGUCGCAGUUCAGACAUGACACAGCUACCAGCAGACAUCCUUAUCCGCUAUUAGCGUGUUCAGUGUUUUUUGUGUUAUGAAUCUGUGGAAUAAAACGAAAGUUUUCGGAGGGAAUUAGAAUCGACGACGGUAACUAUAUAAUCAACUAAGUUCACAGCAGUGAUAAACUUCUAAUACCCAGCAGACUAAAGCAACUAAAGGAUAAUAAAUUAUACAAAUGCAAAACCAAAUCUUUAGAGGGAAUUGACAUAAGCAAGAAAAACCAACAUAUUUUACUA